AUGCCUCUCCAGUCAUCCUUUCUCUGUAGGGUACCUUGCGAGGUGCUCGAGGAGAUUUCGGUGAACGUAGCUCUCCUUGACGCUCCCGUUGGCCCGCCUACGGCUCUGGUUCCUUUGCUUCUUACGUGCAAGCAUCUAUACAACACCCUCGGCCUGCACAGUUGUUCUGAUGUCUAUGCCCGGAUCUUCCGCGGUAGCUUCGAUUGCAGGGCCGCGCGUCGACGCCUAGGCGAGAAAGCCGUGAGGCCGAGCCACUUAGCUGCGCAACUGAAAAGGAACUUCGCAACCCUUAGGCGGAUUCGCGCCGGCAAUCUAGUCCAUGACGAGCUGGAGGAAGAUUUGUGGGCGGUCUGGCUCAUGUGUCUCGAGAAUGAUGGAAAGAACGAACUUCAGCUAGAUUGGGCGGGAGUCGACGACUUUCUAGUCCAGUUUCUGCGGACGCGCCUAUGGCACGCGCGCGAGACAUACGAUAACUGGCCAGCGGAAUUCACCAUCAACGCUCUAGCUAUUUGGAUCUAUUGGUAUAGAUUGGAUGAAGGAAAGCUCGCCACGCUUAACAGCGAAACACGCAAAUUGCUUCUCGACCGGAUCCGCCCCUAUGCACUUGCGGCACCACGUUACGCAUCGUUCCUCGCUCCUGAUAAUCAUUUCUGCAUCCCGCUUCCACGCCGCAUUGAUGAUGAAUAUGAGCGCGUCCUCGUCACACCCCACGGCUGGUACCCACAGUACAGAGAGCCCUCCAUGUGCGUAGAGCUCGUUGAACACUUCGGCCUCAAGCGUGAGCUGUCCCCUCCCCUCAUCGCUCAAGGAGCCAAGCUGCUCUACAUCUCGCUCUCCGAAAUGCCAUUCACGAUCGACCCCGCUCUACCCGUCAAUCGUGAACACGCGAUGCAGAUGGGCCGGAACUACGUGAAUCCGACACAAACGGAUCUGAUAGAAGCGAACGCGCACAAGGCGGUAAAGUUAAUUGGACGGGGCGACCCGGAAUGGACGCAACGCUUGACCGAAGAACAACGCAGAUUGGAGGAUGACGGCGCUUGGAGGAAGGGCCUCAAAGCCAUUAGCGCUGCUUUGGACGAAGAAUGGAAUAGGAUGGUUGGCUGUGGGAAUCCUUAUGAAAUCAAACCCAAAGGUCCCACGUAUGCUUUUGGCACGCUGACUGGGCUUUGGAAGGGUCUGCUGCUCGUACCUGAUACCGAUCAGUACUUUGCUUUAGUCAACUCUGCGCGCCUCCCAGCUAGCUUUUCCAGCCAAAACCCGCUAGUAGUCGGUUAUCCCAUGUACGCAAACCUCCGUGAGCAUCACUGCAUUAUGCCAGAAAUGCCCAUCAUGCCAGGAGGGUCGGAGGAUGAGAACGACGAUGGGAUUAGCAACGCUUGGUUUCCCCAUUGCCGCAUUCGUGAGGCGGGCGGAUUCGUCACGAUCACUGACGAGGAACAUGGGUUCGUCUCUCGGUAUGAAACGUUUGUUGAAGGCCGUGACAACUCUCAUAAUCCGGAAACGUGCACUGCUUGCAUACGUGAACGAGAGCUGGACGAAGUGGAGGAACGAGAGAGGAUUGAAGAGAUCAUGGCUGCCGCAGCAUCAAACGCGGAAUAUCCAGAUGACGACACCAACCUGGUGCGAGUGCGCAAGCAAGUUGACGCCGCCCUCGGUCCCAACACAGAUGCUGACGAACUCAUCGACACUGUGAUGAGCGAAGUCACCAGUGACGACGCCAGCAGUCUGGCUGAGAGCGAUGGAUGCAUCGAGAACACCUGCAGCGGAAUCACCGAUAUUGCCAUCACGGGCGAGACUUUGCCUAGGCACGGCCAAGCAUGGCAUCACUUCUACUUUUACGGCCGCGUUCGCUCCUGGGACGGCCUUGUAGCGAUCGUACGUGUGCCGAUGAUCCCUCAGCUGGGUGUCUACAUCUUCCGAGGCUACAUCGUAGCGGGAAAUUUCGUGGGCUCGUGGCGCUUGCGUACCAAUCAUGUUCGCGCCAUCCCCCUCGAGGGUCCCUUCGUUAUGAGUAAGGUAUGA
Laetiporus sulphureus 93-53 is the source of this 2022-nucleotide messenger RNA. RefSeq lists its product as uncharacterized. The transcript is spliced from 5 exons. Bases 1 to 2022 code for a protein of 673 amino acids. The record is from RefSeq and is a predicted model, not a curated record. Lineage: Eukaryota; Fungi; Basidiomycota; Agaricomycetes; Polyporales; Laetiporaceae.